AUGUACGCUCCCGGCUACGGCUUCUCCAAUGUCCCUCCGAACUUCAACACCAGCGCCCCACCUCCAAACCAGAACCCUCACAUGCAGCCAGGCUCUGUCCCAACCCAGCCGGGCCAGCAGAUGAUGUACAACCCUAAUCAAUUCGCUGGUAUGCCUGGAGGCCAGCCCGGCUUCGUCGGCGGUCCCAAUCCCGCCAUGAUGUCGGGCGCUGGCCCUGCAGGCAUGAUGCAGAACGCCGGCAUGCCACACAUGGCUGCCAAUGGUCAGAUGGGCUUCCAAAACCCUUACCAGGGCAAUCCAUACGGCGGCAACAUGCCCGCGCCGGGCGGUCAACAUCCCAACUUUGGAGGAAUGCAAGGCUUCCCGAUGAAUGCGGCGGGCAUGACGCCUCAACAACAGCAGCAGAUGAUGAUGCAGCAGCGCAUGCAAGCGCAGCAGGCACACCAGCAGCAGCAACAACAACAACAGCAGCAGCAGCAACAACAACAACAACAACACCAACAAGGGCAGGGACAAGGCAAUCAUGGAAACCAAGGCGGCAUGCAAUUGGGCUCGACACCUCAGAGGCCGAUGAGCGCGGCGCAAGGUGGACAAGGCUCUCCAAACAAUGCGAUGCAGCAACAGCAACAACAGCAGCAUCAGCAGCACCAACCUCAACAUCCCCAGAACCCUCAGCAGCAACACCAGCAGAACCAGCAACAUCACCAGCAACAGCAGGGUCAGCAACAGCAGCCGCCACAAUCGCAAAACCAGCAACAACAGCAUCAGCAACAACAAGCUCAACAUCAACAGCAACAACACCAACACCAACAGCAGCAGCAGCAGCAGCAGCAGCAGCAACAACACCAACAGCAGCAAGCACAGCAACAACAACAUCAGCAAAACCAGCCUCAACAACAACAACACGCGCAACAGCAACAGCAGCAGCACCAUCCCACAUCGCAACCUCAAUCACAUGGCCAGACUCCUGCGGCGUCAGCGCACCAGCACUCGGCUUCCAUCGCGUCCGUGACGACCCCUCAGACCCCGACAUUCCCUCAACAUAACCAGAACGCGACUGCAAAUGGCACAUCGUCGGUAUCGACGCCCCUUAGUCCCGGCAGCGAGUCCCGCGAACAGGAGAGGUUUUCACUGUUGUUGGAGAUCAAUCAAGAGCUGUUGUUCGAGUCGAUGCAGUUGCAACACACGCUAAGUGAGUUGAAGAAAGAGACACCAGGAGAAGGAGAUCAGGCGAGGAAACCGACCCAAGAAGAAGGGUCGGUUCAGCAGGACUACAGCCAUUGCAUGCGACGACUUCAAGCGAAUCUCGCAUACCUAGCCGCUUUGGCCGAUCGCAAGGGAAACGUCCAGGUUCCUCCAUCGCCCGCUUACCUGUCCUCCCCGCCACUGAAUAUGGCGCUCAAGAUCCGAAACUCAACUCCGCCAGGCGACAUUCCCGAGAACAAUCCAGACCCGAUGACAGACCGCGAGGAACGAUCCAAAUACCUAUCUGAGCUGUACAGAAAGCUUCAAGCGCUGUUUCCAAAUGCGGACCCCAAGAAGGAGCCACCGUUCCAGGCCGCGGGCCGCCCUCAGGGUCAACCGGGGCAGCAGGGACAAGGUCAGCGGCCGCCGAGCCACCACGCGAGCCCCGCCAUGGCUCAAGCUCAACGGCCCAUGCAAAUGCAGAACAUGCCCGGAGCACAUCAGCAGCAGGGCAUGUCUCUAUCAUGA
Colletotrichum costaricense is the source of this 1713-nucleotide messenger RNA. RefSeq lists its product as uncharacterized. The transcript has 3 exons. Lineage: Eukaryota; Fungi; Ascomycota; Sordariomycetes; Glomerellales; Glomerellaceae. The record is from RefSeq and is a predicted model, not a curated record. Bases 1 to 1713 code for a protein of 570 amino acids.